This is a messenger RNA of Anopheles bellator, 1701 nucleotides long. RefSeq names its product apyrase-like. Gene Ontology annotation, molecular function: 5'-nucleotidase activity. Gene Ontology annotation, biological process: AMP catabolic process. Gene Ontology annotation, cellular component: plasma membrane. The record is from RefSeq and is a predicted model, not a curated record. Lineage: Eukaryota; Metazoa; Arthropoda; Insecta; Diptera; Culicidae. The coding region runs from base 1 to 1701 and encodes 566 amino acids. The transcript has a single exon.
AUGUCGCCACGCUGGGUGACGGUUUGUGUGCUUGCCGGUGUGAUUAGUUCAUUGUCGGUCCGAUCCGCCGAGACGUCCGGAGUGCUAAUAGCAAGCCAACCGGCAGUAACGCGAUCAAGCAGCCUCUUCCCGUUGACGCUGAUUCAUGUGAACGACUUUCACGCCCGCUACGAGGAGACCAACGAGCGCUCGACGCGCUGUAAACCGGACGAAGGCGAACGCUGCAUCGGCGGAUACGCAAGGAUCGUGUCGCGCGUCAAGUCCUUGCGGCAGGAGUAUGCCGACCGGAACCCGAUCUAUCUGAACGCGGGUGAUAACUUUCAGGGCACCCUCUGGUACACGCUGCUUCGGUGGAAUGUGACGGCGCACUUCCUCAAUCUGUUCCCCGCGGACGUGAUGACGCUUGGGAAUCAUGAGUUUGAGCACGGCAUCGCUGGGCUGGUGCCGUUUCUGGACGUCAUCGAGAGUCCGGUGGUGGUCGCGAACAUCGACGACAGUCUGGAGCCCACGCUACAGGGACGGCACCGGAAGUCGGUGGUGUUGGAACGUGGCGGCCGACGGAUCGGGGUGAUCGGAGUGAUCCAUCACCUGACCAACAUGAUGGGCAUGACGGAACGGCUGGUGUUUCUGGACGAGGUCGAGCAGCUGCGUCUGGAAAUCGAUCGCUUCCAGAGCUCGGGCAUCGAUCUGAUCGUCGUGCUGUCGCACUGUGGUCUGGAAAUCGAUCGCCAGAUUGCCCGGGAGCUGCCGGACGUGGAUGUGGUCGUUGGUGGCCAUUCGCACACGUUUCUCUACAAUGGCUCUACAGAGGCGUUCCCGGAUCAGGCCGAAGAUACCUACCCGGUGGUGGUGGAGCAUCCUGGCCCGGACGGUGGUCGUACGCUGAUCGUGCAGGCUGCGUCGUACGCCAAGUACGUCGGCCGCCUCACACUAUACUUCGACGAGUCCGGUCGCAUCGUUGAGUGGGACGGCAAUCCGGAGUAUCUGGACGAGUCCGUGGUACCGGACGAAGAGGUGCGUGACUUGCUCGUACCCUGGCGGGAGCUAGUCAACGUGCAGGCGAACCGGGACGUCGGCUACUCGGCCGUACUGCUCUCGAGAGACGAGUGCGCGUGGCAGGAGUGUAAUUUCGGGAACUUCAUCACGGACGGGUACAUCGCGCACUUUGCCGCCGAGAGCCAGGGCAACCCAAAGGCUGGCCAGUGGACCGAAGUGGCGAUUGCGUUCAACACUGGCGGGGGCAUGCGGACAUCACUGACCAGCGGUAACCUCACCUUCGACGAACUGGUGACGGCGGUUCCGUUUGAGGACACCAUCGACAGCUUCGACCUACAGGGACGCCACCUGCUGGAGGUGUUCGAGUAUAGCGCGAGUCGCUACGGGCUCACGGACAUGAUGCAGGUUUCGGGGCUGAAGGUCGUCUACGAUAUGCGGCAACCGGUGGGGUCGCGAGUGGUGUCGUUGCUGGCUCGGUGUCGGUUUUGCACGGUGCCCAAAUAUGAACCCCUCGACUUGGACCGGGUGUACCGGGUGGCCACGGGGACGUACAUUCGGAAUGGGGGCAGUGGAUACACGAUGAUUCCCCAGCAUGCCACCAACGUGCAGGUGGGUCCGGUUGAUGUGUUCGUCUUGGAGCAGCAUGUCAAAAAGAUGAGCCCCAUCACCUGUGGCACGGAGGGUCGCAUCACCUUUGUCGAGUAA